Molecule: messenger RNA, 1828 nt
Organism: Tupaia belangeri chinensis (Chinese tree shrew)
Lineage: Eukaryota; Metazoa; Chordata; Mammalia; Scandentia; Tupaiidae
Gene: PMP22
Product: peripheral myelin protein 22
Exons: 5
Coding region: 205-684 (159 amino acids)
Cellular component (GO): plasma membrane
Source: RefSeq, a predicted model, not a curated record
GUUCCCGUUAAAGGGGAACGCCGGGAGCCUCCCACUGCCCCCUUGCUUCGCGCGCGCGCAGCCCCGCAACGCAUCGGUCUUUGGGGACGCCGACAGCUGAGCGAAAGCAUCCGAGUUUGUGCCUCAGGCCGCUCUGAAGAUCCGGGGACGGCUACUCCUUUGGGUUAAAGUCCGCUGAGCAGAACUUGAGAACUUGCCGCCAGAAUGCUUCUCCUGUUGCUGGGGAUCAUUGUCCUGCACGUGGCGGUGUUGGUGCUGCUGUUCGUCUCCACGAUCGUCAGCCAAUGGCUUGUGGGCAACGGACACGCGAUGGAUCUCUGGCAGAACUGCACCUCCCCCUCGGGAAGCGUCCACCACUGCUCUUCAUCGUCAGCAAAUGAAUGGCUGCAGUCUGUCCAGGCCACCAUGAUCUUGUCCAUCAUCUUCAGUGUUCUGUCCCUGUUCCUGUUCUUCUGCCAGCUCUUCACCCUCACCAAGGGAGGCCGGUUCUACAUCACUGGAAUCUUCCAAAUCCUUGCUGGUCUGUGUGUGAUGAGUGCAGCGGCCAUCUACACGGUGAGGCACACCGAAUGGCAUCUCAACUCCGAGUACUCCUAUGGCUUCGCCUACAUCCUGGCUUGGGUGGCCUUACCCUUGGCCCUUCUCAGCGGUGUCAUCUACGUGAUCUUGCGGAAACGCGAAUGAAGUGCCCAGACUUGUCUGUCUGAGGCUCUGAGCGUACAUGGGGAAGGGAGGAAGGAAAAAAAAAAAAAAAAACCCAAAAGGAGCUAGCCAAAAACCCAAACUCAAACCAAAUCAAACAGAAUGCAGUUGGGGGGGCGGGGGUUGCUGUUCAUUGAAGAUGUAUAUAAUAUCUAUGGUUUAUAAAACCUAUUUAUAACACUUUUUACAUAUAUGUACAUAGUAUUGUUUGCUUUUUAUGUUGACCAUCAGCCUCGUGUUGAGCCUUAAAGAAGUAGCUAAAGAACUUGACAUUCUAACAGUAUAAUCGAGCUCAGUAUUCUUGUGUGGGUUUUCAUUUCUGUGUUUUGCCCAGAAGUACAAUAACUCCGUCUCACCCCUUUCCUUUCACCUGAAAGAAGAUACCUCCCUCCCACCGCACCUUGUCUAGCAAACCACAGUGUGGGUAUAAACCCCGAGUGGCCCAAAGCCCUUUUAUUGUGGGUGACCCAGUGCAUUCAACAGAAGCAUCUGCUGCCUAAACACCAUGUAAAGCCUUACACAGGCACGGACACGACGCCCAACCUGGAGCCCUCCGCAAAAACAUGGCGUGUGGCUUUGGAAUACUCCCCCGGGCUGGUGGAGUAUCUCAGUCACGUGUCUAAGUGAGAAAUCGGUGACAGCAAAUCUGUGAAAUGGUGCUAUGGAUUUACCAUUCCUUGUUAUCACUAAUCAUCUAAACGACUCACUGGAAAUUCAAUUAACACUUUUACAGCCUAAAGUAGGAUGGAGACCUGCAUAAUUCUGUGUAAUGUAAAUGGUUUAUAACUGCGUUUGUACCUUAGCUAGGCUGCUGUUCUUAUGACAAUGAAUAAAUCAUAAAGCCUUCAUCAUGCCCACAUUUUUCUUACGGUCGGAGCAUCAGGACAAGUGUCUAGACCUCAUGGGACUGUGUGUUCCCAGGGCUUGGCUGGGUCUAGAUGGACCUGUGCUUCCAAGGACUGUCUGGCAAUGACUUGUAUUGGCCACCAACUGUAGAUGUAUAUACGGUGCCCUUCUGAUGCUAAGACUCCAGACCUUUCUAUUUUUUUCUUUUCGCUUUGCUUCUUCUGAUUUUAUACCAACUGUGUGGACUAAGAUGCAUUAAAAUAAACAUCAGAGUAACUCA